This is a messenger RNA of Camponotus floridanus (Florida carpenter ant), 2381 nucleotides long. RefSeq names its product proto-oncogene tyrosine-protein kinase ROS-like. Gene Ontology annotation, cellular component: membrane; signaling receptor complex. The record is from RefSeq and is a predicted model, not a curated record. Lineage: Eukaryota; Metazoa; Arthropoda; Insecta; Hymenoptera; Formicidae. Gene Ontology annotation, molecular function: transmembrane receptor protein tyrosine kinase activity; ATP binding; protein binding. Gene Ontology annotation, biological process: cell surface receptor protein tyrosine kinase signaling pathway; protein phosphorylation; multicellular organism development. Bases 22 to 2289 code for a protein of 755 amino acids. The transcript is spliced from 11 exons.
GAGUGCAAACGUUUACGAAAAAUGCAAAUCAUGUUUGGAACAAUUUUCUGUGUUUUAUUGAAAGAUUUAGUAUUGACAAAGGCAACUAUCACACUGAAGGAUUUUACCACUUCAAAUAUCCUCCAACAAGAAAAUGUUUCCAUGCGUCCGGAGUUAAAUUUUACGCAGAAUAUUUCAAUGUCCGAGAAAAGUGAUCAUCAUAUACUAAAUAUCAAAUCUGACCGGAGUCAUUCUGAUAGUACUGUAAGAAAUGAGCGGGAAGUCGAUGAAGCGAUACUUGCAAAUAUUUCUAUCAUCCCAGAAUCUAUUGAAAGCAGUUUGGACAAGCCAACAUCUCUCAGAGCAUUUGUACAAUAUGACAGUCAAUUUACAGAAAAAGUAAACGACAUUUUUGUGACAUUGAGAUGGAACCAACCAGAAUUUGCCGAUGAAAUAAUACAAGUGUACCAAGUGCAGUGUUCUUUCUUCGAGGACUUUAAAGAAACCUGCGACGAUAAAAAUAUCACAGCUACAAAAUUGGAGCACACGGUGCACAAUCUAUCAUCUAACACGACAUAUUAUUUUCGAGUACGUGCGCAUACUAAAAUUGUUGCUGGUCCUUACACGGAUUUAAUCAAUGUGUCGACUACACAUGAAAAUCCAAUACCUAAAUUAUUACUCAUAACGGAUCUAGAUACGAAAAUAUUGGACGUGGAUUUAAACGUUACUAAUUUCGUAAUGCAAGCAUAUAGAUCCAUUGUUUUUGCAAGAUAUGUCACUUAUUUGAUACAAGAACAUAGAAUUUAUUGGAGUAACGGAAAAGAUCUACUGACAUUGAAGAUUAAUGAAAAUAAUAUCACAAAAAUUGCUAGCUUUCCUAAUACUCUACAUAAUCUCUGCAUUGACUGGGUAGCAAGAAAUUUAUAUUUCACCUAUCAAUGGUCAGGCUAUUAUAUUGUAAAGUUUGACUUAACAAUGUGGGAAAAUGGCAUAAUUAAAUUUAAUGAGAUUCUCGAAGAAGACAUUCCAAUCCAUUAUUUAAAUGUAUCACCGUUUAUGGGCGAUUUGUACAACGAGAGUUUAAGCAAGAUCGUUCACAUAUCCUCAGAACCAAACAAUAUUACUUUGGACGAGGUCGACAUAAAUAGCAUGAUCAUUUCAUGGAUCUCCAACAUUAAUCUGACGAUCUUUUGUAUACUGGAAUACAAAGAGAUUGCAGCAGAAAAGUGGCAAACAAUGAAGAAUUUUAAAACGAAUUAUAUUCCGAGCACUCCUGGAAUAAUAGCGAAUAAAUAUGACUUAUUAUUGAUGUUAAGUUUCAUGGUUAUAGUUCCUAUAAUCUGCGUUUUCUACAUUUAUCGUUUGUAUCGUCAACGCAGAGGUAAUAAUGAACAAUUUUUGUCUUCAACAAUGACCGAUAUAGAAUUGGCGAUUCUACAUGAAGUACCUUGGCGAAACACUCUGGAUGAAUGUGCGAUAACUAAAAUUGCACGAAAUCAAAUAACACUUACAAAACAUCUUGGUAGCGGCGCAUUCGGAACGGUGUUUCAAGGAAAGUUGAAGGACUUAGAAAAAUCGGGCACAGAUAUAUCCGUUGCAAUAAAAACGCUUCGAAAAGAUGCUUCUUCCCAUGAGAAAGAGAAAUUAUUGUUGGGCGCUUGUUUAGAUGGAGAUUCUCCGUUACUAGUGUUGGAAUUGAUGGAAACUGAUUUGUUAAAAUAUUUGAGAGAAUGUCGAAAUUUGCAAUCGUCAGAUUCGCAUGCUCUGCGUUUGCAAGAUUUGUUCGCCAUGUGCGAAGAUGUUGCGCGAGGUUGUUGUUACUUGGAAAAGUUGCGUUUCAUACAUAGAGAUCUAGCGUGUCGCAAUUGUUUAGUAUCUUCGAGAAAUCGCGAGAAUCGUAUAAUCAAAAUUGGAGAUUUUGGACUAGCUAGAGAUAUCUACAAGGAUGAUUAUUAUCGCAUGGAAGGAGAAGAUUUGCAUCCUAUUCGCUGGAAGGCACCCGAAUCUUUGAUGAUCAGAAAAUUUACUUCUCAAAGAGAUGUUUGGUCAUUUGGGGUAUUAAUGUGGGAAAUUACAUCGUUGGGUGAGAAACCUUAUAGUGCCAAGGCUAAUCAAGAAGUGAUAAAUUAUGUACGUGCUGGAGGCAGGUUGCCGAUGACUCUUAACUGUCCGUCACCAUUGUACCAGUUGAUGCUACGUUGCUGGAGUGCAGCGGAUGCUAGACCAAAUUUCGAAUUUUGUCUGAAAAAUAUUAUAGCAUUAAGAAAGAACAUAGAAGAUGCCUUACUAAGUCCAGUCGAUACUAUUUAGCCGAUAUAUUUAAAUUAAUGUUUAUCUUAUUUUCCAAACGAUUCAAUAAAUCUUAAUGUACAAAAAAUAUUUCUAGGAUAUUUCUAAAUUGA